CGACUGGCACUUGAACGUGGCAUUAGGACCUCGGUAUCCUGUAAGUUCAAUGUGUCGUAGUCAAGGACUGGUCGUAGAAGUGACAAGCUAACCAUAUGAUGCUAGGCUAGUUAGCCUUGCCGUUUGGUAUUGGUGAGAGGCUGUAGUCCGUGUGUGUGUAGCUGAAGCCAGCUUAGCCAAAAGACAUACAAGGAACAACGCUAGCAAGUCAGAUCAUUGCAUGUAUUUAUUUUCUUUGCAUAAGGACACAACCAAUGUUAUCUAGGUCGCUGUCUCGCUAACGUCAACACACUCGGGGUAGUCCAACAAGCGAGUAAAAAAAACAACAACCCCAAAACCGAACAAAAAGAGAGCGGUAAGCUAGUCACCUAGGUGAACAGACCACACACGGCAUUGAAGAUGAAUGGCUUAAUGAAGAACGAGGGAAUAGCGGGGACCGAGAGGUUCGCUAGCCCGGGGAAAGGCAGGGGACUACGGGCUGUGAAGCACUUUGCUGUCGGAGACCUCGUGUUUGCCUGUCCUGCCUAUUCCUACGUCCUGACGGUGAAUGAGAGAGGAGCGCACUGUGAAUACUGCUUCACCAGGAAGGAAGGCCUCUCCAAAUGUGGAAAGUGUAAACAAGCUUACUACUGUGAGAUUGACUGCCAGAAGGGAGACUGGCCGAUGCACAAGUUGGAGUGUACAGCCAUGUGUUCCUAUGGGGAGAACUGGUGUCCGUCAGAGACCGUCAGACUGGUGGCCAGGAUCAUCAUGAAACAGAAAGUCACAACGGAACGGACACAGUCAGAGAGGCUGUUACUUCUCAGCGAGUUUGAAGCCCACCUGGAUAAGUUGGACAGUGAGAAGAAUGAGAUGAACCAGACGGAUAUAGCUGCACUGCAUCAUUUCUACUCUCGACACAUAGACUUCCCUGAUGACCAAACCCUCACUGUGCUCUUUGGACAGGUAAACUGUAAUGGAUUCACCAUAGAGGAUGAGGAGCUGUCUCACCUGGGCUCUGCUGUGUUCCCUGAUGUAGCAUUGAUGAACCAUAGUUGUAGUCCUAACGUCAUCGUCACCUAUAAGGGGACAGUAGCUGAGGUACGAGCCGUGCAAGACAUCCAGCCUGGAGAUGAGAUCUUCAACAGUUACAUUGACCUGCUCUACCCGACAGACGACAGGAACGAGAGACUGAGGGAUUCAUACUUCUUUACCUGUGUGUGUAAUGAGUGUGCCACACGGUCGAAGGAUGGAGGUAAGAUGGCGCUUCAAAAGUUGAGCUCUCCCCCACAGCCAGAGGAGGUCAGAAAGAUGGUUCACUAUGCCAGGAAUGUUAUUGAAGAGUUCCGUAGAGCUAAGCACUACAAGACCCCUAGUGACCUGCUGGAGAUCUGUGAGUUGAGCCAGGAGAAGAUGAUCUCUAUAUUUGCAGACACUAACGUGUAUGUGCUUCACAUGAUGUACCAGGCCAUGGGAGUCUGUCUGUACAUGCAGGACUGGGACGGAGCCAUGAGCUACGGAGAGAAGAUCAUUCAACCAUACAGUGUCCACUACCCAGCCUAUUCUCUGAACGUGGCCUCCAUGUACCUGAAACUGGGCCGUCUCUACCUGGGACUUGAGAGGAAGACCCAGGGAGUCAAGGCAUUAAAGAAGGCGAUCGCCAUCAUGGAAGUGGCUCAUGGGAAGGAUCACCACUACGUAACAGAGGUCAAACAAGAGGUGGAGGAGCUGAAAUAAGGAGGAGGUGAAGAAGAGGAAGGAGUGAGGGAGGAAGAGAGCACAAGGGCUUCUCCAAACCCUGGGUCAAACAAAAACUUUUUGAAAAAAACACAAAACUAAACAGCUGCACGGCAUGCAUCCUAUACCUCUCUUUUUUUUUAUGUGUACCUCUCUCCAUCUCCCUUUCGGGCUCUGGUCAAAUCAGUUAUUUUUGUUUGUCAUGCAGGCAGGCAGUUAACCAGUCAGUGAAAGAGACAAUGUGACCCCAGUAUUUCUGUUCAUCGGGUGUCUUAGACAGUACGUGAUGAGGGUGUUUUUAUGUACUGGCUAGCAGUAUUGCUGUAACCGGCAAGGACAGUUGUCGUUUUUAGUUUUGUUAUUGGCCUGGACUAGCCUCGUAUCUGCCUAAACUGUUAUGAAAAGUGAACUCAUGAAUUUACAAAUUACGUUUGUAAUUAAGCGAUGACGGGUUUCUCUCCUCUCAUACAAGGUAGCAAAGUGAGAGAACAAUACCAAAAAAUAAAAUCAUUAAUUGUUAUGAAUAUGUUUUAACUUUAAAUAAUUUUGCGUUCGUCUUUUUUGCCUGUUUUAUAAAAUCAGAAGUGUUGCAUGUUUUCUCUCACUCAUAUACUGUCUUUGUACCGACCUGUAAGGGAACAGGGUUGUAGUCUUUGUACCGACCUGUAGGGAACAGGGUUGUAGUCUUUGUAGCGACCUGUAGGAAGCAGGGUUGUAGUCUUUGUACCAACCUGUAAGGAAGCAGGGUUGGCCUCAAAUUCGGUUUUAAUUCCGAAAGUAAAUCAAAUUCCAACGUACUUCCUGAAUUGACUGGAGUUGAUAUGGAAUUGGGCCCCAACCCUGAAGGGAAGUCAUUUUCCACAUUGUUCAUUCAAUGUCAUCACAUAGAUUUCGUUGUUGUGGAAACAACGUUGAUUAACCAGAUUUUGCCUAGUAAGGUGACUGUAAAACCCUCAAUAUUAACCUUAACCUUUAGGGGAAUGAAAACAUACCUGGCCCUGGAUCACAAUCUCUUUCCUGGGAACCCCAAGGGGUGCAUGUUUCUGUUGUUGCCCUAGCAUUACGGACUAUUUCAAAUAAUCAACACAAUAUCAAGCUUUGCUUAUUUGAAACAGCUGUGUAGUGCUCUGUAGCUCAGUUGGUAGAGCAUGACGGGGGGUUCGAUUCCCGGGACCACUCAUACGUAAAAUGUAUGCAUGUGUGGGAUAAAAGCGUCUGCUGAAUGGUAUAUAUAUUAGGACCAAAAACCCAAACUUUGAGAUCCCCAGAACUGAGUUCAGAAAACGUCUGGCUUAGAGACGACUUCCACUUCACCUCACUUCCCCUCUGUACUGUGGUUGGUUUGAGUGUUUCGGACAUCAGACAUGGAAACCCAAAUAAAAUAGAAAACAGA
Messenger RNA from Oncorhynchus tshawytscha (Chinook salmon), 3109 nucleotides. Its product is annotated as N-lysine methyltransferase SMYD2-A-like. Gene Ontology annotation, molecular function: protein binding. Gene Ontology annotation, cellular component: nucleus. The record is from RefSeq and is a predicted model, not a curated record. The coding region runs from base 400 to 1716 and encodes 438 amino acids. NCBI's taxonomy places the organism in Eukaryota, Metazoa, Chordata, Actinopteri, Salmoniformes, Salmonidae. The transcript is spliced from 12 exons.